GUUACAAGCAUGUACAACGAUGGACACAAUCACACAUAGAAGCGCAGCUAACCUGUGGUACGGAAUAUUAAAUUAAGUAGUUGUGUGUAGCAUGAGAGUACUACUGCCAAAUUGCCUUACAAAACAUGGGAGAUAAAGAGCAUCAUGUGCACUUCAGCGGCGGAAGCGGCUUCGGAAAAGACAACAAUAUUAUGAUACAACCGCAACGACAUGGACAAAUUGAUGUUCAUCUCGGAUUUUUGCAACUUCAUCACAGGUAUCUUGUGGAAUUCUCAAUCCCUUGGAAUCUAUGUGUACAUAGUGAAGGGAAGAUAUUAGCACCAGCUGUAAUCACUGGACCCAACAAUCCAAAUUGUCACAUUGUCGAUUUAGGACAAGAAAAAGAUGGCCUAAAGUUGAAGGUAGAGUUCCUAGCACAUACAGAGAAGAUUGUGAAGGAAGACGUCCAGAUAGCGUGCUGCAAAGCAGGAGUCCCAUUAAAGAUCCAGCUGAAUGCGCGAGUCUUGGCUAAAGAUAAGGGCACUCCUUUGCUGAGGAACGGCAUACGCAGCAUCGGUGUGGAGAAAACGGAGGAAGAUGAGGUGCUGGGUGCGAAACUAAAAACAUACUUGAGCAUGCAUAGACAAUAGAUACGUCGAACGGAAACCGGGUGUCCAGUUUCACGAGGAAAAUCUCGCGCCUGAUCGGCAAAGAAGCAUUCCACAGGGGACAACGUGAUCAAGCCACAGAAGCGAUCCCUAUUUCGAACGUUAAGCGGUGCAAUUCUUCUUAGUUGCAAUGACAGUAGUAUC
Messenger RNA from Dufourea novaeangliae, 791 nucleotides. RefSeq names its product UPF0687 protein C20orf27 homolog. Bases 126 to 629 code for a protein of 167 amino acids. The record is from RefSeq and is a predicted model, not a curated record. NCBI's taxonomy places the organism in Eukaryota, Metazoa, Arthropoda, Insecta, Hymenoptera, Halictidae. The transcript has 5 exons.